GCCUCGGCGCGUGUAUUGGCUCCUUCGGCUGCGGGCCGGCUCGGCUACGCGCUCUGCUCCGAGCCGCUCACUGCAUGGUAGAGUCUGGUGCCCCCGCCGCCGCCUGCAUCGCCGCCACCGCCGCUCCGCCACGACCACCGCCGCCUCCUGCCCUGCAGCCACCGCCACCGCCUGUGUCGCCGCCGCCUCGGGACCGGCUGUAUGAUUAGGCCACAAUCUUCAAUGAGUAAACAUAUUCCUCAAUUCUGUGGUGUUCUUGGUCACACAUUUAUGGAGUUUCUGAAGGGCAGUGGAGAUUACUGCCAGGCACAGCACGACCUCUAUGCAGACAAGUGAACUGUAGAAACUGAUUACUGCUCCACCAAGAAGCCCCCAUAAGAGUGGUUAUCCUGGACACAGAAGUGUUGAAUUGAAAUCCACAGAGCAUUUUACAAGAGUUCUGACCUGGAUGGGGUAAACCUCAGUGCACUUCUUUUCUGUUGGCCUCAGUAUUACUGGAUUGAAGAAUUGCUGCUUCUUGUUAGGAGGUUCAUUUCACUUAUCAUUACUUACAACUUCAUACUCAAAGCACUGAGAAUUUCAAGUGGAGUAUAUUGAAGUAGACUUCAGUUUCUUUGCAUCAUUUCUGUAUUCAAUUUUUUUAAUUAUUUCAUAACCCUAUUGAGUGUUUUUUAACUAAAUUAACAUGGCUCGAAUGAACCGCCCAGCUCCUGUGGAAGUCACAUACAAGAACAUGAGAUUUCUUAUUACACACAAUCCAACCAAUGCGACCUUAAACAAAUUUAUAGAGGUAAGAUUUGAUAUGUUUUAGUAGCUUAAAUUGAUUGCAAUAUAAUAGUGGGACUUAUAGCUAACAAAAUAAAAACUACUUUGGAAAAAAUGAGAUGAUAUACCUACAAUUCCAGUUCCCAGAAAUAAAUGUCAAUGUCUUCUAUAGGUUAGAGGUAUAUUUGUACAUUUUGAGAAGGGCAUGUGCUUGAGUUAAUAGUUAUUGUACCUGAGUUUGCUUGAAUUGGUAUGUGGACAGUAAAACAGUAUAGCUCUUACUUAUCUUGUAAGAAAUUUACAUGGGAAAGGUUGCCAUUUAUGGAUUUUUUAUAUAUCUGCUUAACCUAAUGACUAAUGCCAUAAACCAGUUGGUUUUUCUUGAACCCCAUCUGAUGCUUAGAAUCCAAUUUUCAACUACAAAUUCUGUUCCUUCCUAAUGGUAGCUAUGUAGCCAAAACUCUACCUGCCUCUUUUUACUAGGAGAAAGGAAUUGAAUGCUGAAUAAUAUAUCGGGAUGUGCACAUGUUUUAUUUUAUAAAUACCUACAGUUGUUAAGAAAUAGCAAAUAGGCCUCUCAGAACAUAAUGGAAAUACUUUUUUUUCCUUUUUUUGAGAUGGAGUCUCGUUCUGUCACCCAGGCUGGAGUGCAGUGGCAUGAUCUCAGCCCACUGCAACCUCUGCCUCCCGGGUUCAAGCAAUUCUCCUGCCUCAGCCUCCCAAGUAGCUGAGACUACAGGCGUACGCCACCUUGCCCAGCUAAUUUUUGUAUUUUUAGAUGUAGUUUCACCAUAUUGGCCAGGCUGGUCUCGAACUCCUGACCUCAGGUGAGCCACCACGCCUGGCUGGGAAAUACUUUAAUGGUACUUUAAUUUUUAUUACUAUAUAUUAUAUAUACACUAAUAUAUACUAUAUAGUGUAUAUAAUAGUAUAUUAUAUUAGUAAUAUGUAAUUAGUAAUAAUGCAUUUUGAAGCCUGUAGUUUUAAAUGGUAUGUGGGCUUUUUUACUGUAGUUAAGACUUCAUUCAAUGUAAAUCAGUAAAGUUUAAGGAGUGAGUAUAAUUGAGUGAAGUCAGAUUACCCGAUUAGUUAUAAAUAAUGCCUUUAGUUACAUUUACCUUUGUCUGCAUUGCUGCUAGCCCCUUUUGGUUAAUGUUUCAUCCCAAUCCGGUAUUACCAUGACUGUAAACAACUUCAGUGUAUGAAGGGGGCACACAAUUUAAACAAAAGAAGGAAAACUUUUCCAGUUUAUUAAAAAUAUGUAUGGUAUUUAAUAUUCACUUUUCUUUUUAUAUUCUAGCAUUGUCACUUAAAACAAAAUUUGCUUUUGUGUUAAACAUAAAUGGAUUCUAGCAUUCUUUAAAUGAUCUUCUGUUAACCAGCAUACUUACUGAUCAGAGAUGAUCAGAAUAUAAAAUGUUGAGUUAUAGUGAUGUGGUUAAACAUUAAGAUUUUUUUAAUGUACGUUUUAUCCAGGAACUUAAGAAGUAUGGAGUUACCACAAUAGUAAGAGUAUGUGAAGCAACUUAUGACACUACUCUUGUGGAGAAAGAAGGUAUCCAUGUUCUUGUAAGUAUUUAACAGUUCUUAUGGGUUUAUGGUGCUGUGCUACAAAAGUUUAUUCAAAUAGUAAAUUCAAAUAAAUAUCUAUUUAAGUCAUAAAUAGACCUCAAAAAGCUAAAAACAAAUAUUAUAUUAUUGUGCAGAAUCUUAAUUUCUAAAUAAAGGUGAAAAGCUAAGCAAGGAUUUGAAGUUGUGAAACAUUUUUGUAAAGAUUGAGCAUUUAGUCACAUUUGGUAGACAACAGGGUUUAAUAAGAUUUGAUUAAACAUUAAAAUGAGAAUGCUUUUGAAAACAUUUCCAUGUUAGAAAUUUAGAAUUAUUACUACAGUGUUUAUAUUAAUGAUCUAAAAUGUUUAAAUAUUCUUCUGACUUAGGAUUGGCCUUUUGAUGAUGGUGCACCACCAUCCAACCAGAUUGUUGAUGACUGGUUAAGUCUUGUGAAAAUUAAGUUUCGUGAAGAACCUGGUUGUUGUAUUGCUGUUCAUUGCGUUGCAGGCCUUGGGAGGUAAAUGAAUUUAUCAAUUUGAUUCUAGGUAAAAAUCUAUUGAUAAUGAAAAUACAGAAACUUGAAAAAUUCUUAUAAUUUUUUAAUAUAAAGUCAACAUUUGUCAUAGGUAUUACUUAAAUAGGAAGGGUGGUAGAUAAUACUUCUGAGUUGGGGAAUGUUUGGAGAAAUAAAUUUACAAAGAUCUGAUUUUGAAAAAACUAUUUAUCAAAAUUCUUACCUCACCAGAGCUCCAGUACUUGUUGCCCUAGCAUUAAUUGAAGGUGGAAUGAAAUACGAAGAUGCAGUACAAUUCAUAAGACAGUAAGUAAUGGAUUCUCUUUUCAUUUGUACUCUCUUUCAUUUCCUUGUUGAGUGUCAGUGAGUUUAAUAGUCUAAUAGCCCAUUUAAUCAUUAUGAUUAUUUUUUGAGAUAGUAUUAAAACCAGGAAAUCAAGAUCUUACAUUCUUUUUUGCAUUUCAUGCAGUUGCUCAUAUUACUAAGAUUCUAAUCCAACAAGAGUUUUUGAAUUAUUGUUUUGCUUUAAAUACUUGAUUGAAUAUGUUGGUUAUUUUGUAUUUUUAUUGAGGUAUAAUUAAGAUACAUUUAAAGAUACAAUAAAAUGCACAGGUCUCCAAAGGAGACCAGUUGACAAUAACAGCCAAAUUAACCAUCCAAUACAACACAUAGAAUAUUUUGAGUGCUGUAGAACAUGCCUUUGUGGCUUUUGUAGUCAUCUUCCCUGCUACCAGAGGCAACUUCUGACUUCACUAUAAAUUAGUUUUGUCUUUUCGUGGACUUACGUGUAAAUGGAUUUGUGAGUCGACUGUUGUAACCAAUACUCAAACGAAGAUAUAAAGAAAAUUAACUUUUUAUGAUUUUUUCCAUUUACACUGAUGUGCCUGUUCAUAUUCCUUUCUGCAUCAGGUCACAGCCUAAUUAAUCAAAAGAUAAAUUGCCACAAGAGAGGUGAUGGUUGUCUAUAAGACACUAAAUAUUACUGUAGGGGGCUUUUGCCUUGUUUCAUUUUUUUUUUUUUUUCCUCCCAGAAAGCGGCGUGGAGCUUUUAACAGCAAGCAACUUCUGUAUUUGGAGAAGUAUCGUCCUAAAAUGCGGCUGCGUUUCAAAGAUUCCAACGGUCAUAGAAACAACUGUUGCAUUCAAUAAAAUUGGGGUGCCUAAUGCUACUGGAAGUGGAACUUGAGAUAGGGCCUAAUUUGUUAUACAUAUUAGCCAACAUGUUGGCUUAGUAAGUCUAAUGAAGCUUCCAUAGGAGUAUUGAAAGGCAGUUUUACCAGGCCUCAAGCUAGACAGAUUUGGCAACCUCUGUAUUUGGGUUACAGUCAACCUAUUUGGAUACUUGGCAAAAGAUUCUUGCUGUCAGCAUAUAAAAUGUGCUUGUCAUUUGUAUCAAUUGACCUUUCCCCAAAUCAUGCAGUAUUGAGUUAUGACUUGUUAAAUCUAUUCCCAUGCCAGAAUCUUAUCAAUACAUAAGAAAUUUAGGAAGAUUAGGUGCCAAAAUACCCAGCACAAUACUUGUAUAUUUUUAGUACCAUACAGAAGUAAAAUCCCAGGAACUAUGAACACUAGACCUUAUGUGGUUUAUUCCUUCAAUCAUUUCAAACAUUGAAAGUAGGGCCUACAUGGUUAUUUGCCUGCUCACUUUAUGUUUACAUCUCCCACAUUCAUACCAAUAUACGUCAGGUUUGCUUAACCAUUGAUUUUUUUUUUUUUUUACCAAGUCUUACAGUGAUUAUUUUACGUGUUUCCAUGUAUCUCACUUUGUGCUGUAUUAAAAAAACCUCCAUUUUGAAAAUCUACGUUGUACAGAAGCACAUGUCUUUAAUGUCUUCAGACAAAAAAGCCUUACAUUAAUUUAAUGUUUGCACUCUGAGGUGCAACUUAACAGGGAGGGCCUGAGAAAAGAAUGGGAGGGGGCUAUUAAUUAUUUUUAGCAAAAUGUUGCCUUUGUCUUGUGCAAACAUGUAGAAUAUGCUCUUUAAUUUAGUAAAAUAUUUUUUUAAAAGGUAGAGAUGCUUUGUUAUUGUAAUCAUAAACUUCCUGAAAUUCUUGUAAUUUUUUUCCCAUACUUAUCAGAAGUGUGUUUACCAACUUAUUUUUGUUUGAAAGUGUGAUUUUUUUUUUCCUUCCCAACCUCUCUUGCAAAAAAAGAAAUGGGUUUCUGCUAAUGAAUUGAGCAGACAUCUAAUAUUUUAUAUGCCUUUUGAGCUGUGUAACUUAAUAUUUGGAUACUUGACAAUUUGUUUUAUUAUGUAAUUGAUAAAAUGGUGAUGUGUAUUAAUGUUAGUUCAACCAUAUAUUUAUACUGUCUGGGGAUGUGUGGUUAUAGUUCUGUGGGAGAAAUAAUUUUGUCAGUGUUCACCAGCUUGUAAAAACUUAGUGCGAGAGCUGAAACAUCUAAAUAAAUAAUGACAUGCAUUUAUCAUCAUUGAGAUUGGUUUGCUUAAAAUUAACUUAUUUUGUAGAAGACAAAAUGAAUUGCACUUCACUUAAUGUGUGUCCUCAUCUUUUUACAAAUAAAUGAAGGAUUAUAAAUGAUGUCAGCAUUUUAGUAAACUUUUAGACAAAAUUUGUUAGGGUCAUUCAUGAAAACUUUAAUACUAAAAGCACUUUCCAUUAUAUACUUUUUAAAGGUCUAGAUAAUUUUGAACCAAUUUAUUAUUGUGUACUGAGGAGAAAUAAUGUAUAGUAGAGGACAGCCUUGGUUUGUAAAGCUCAGUUCCACUAGUUCAUGGUUUUGUGCAACUUCUGAGCCUCAGUUUUCUCCUUUGCAAAUUAAUAAUUACAUACCUUUAUAGAUUUUGAAAUUAAUUUAAAUAUUAGUAUUUGGUACAUGAAGGCUUAAUGUUAAGUUUCCUUUAAUGAUCCACAAUAAUCCCUUUGAUCACGUUAAUCUAAAUCUAGAUGUCUUUGUCUAAUUUUUUUUGAAUAGCAGUUAUAAAUGUAAAGGACUCAAAGUUUAAGUAAAAAGUGAUACUCCACCUUGUGUUUCAAAGAAUUUAGUUCCACCUCUUCAUACCAGUUUAACACUUAAUAUAUUUCAUUGGAUUUUAGACAGGGCAAAAGGAAGAACAGGGGCCUCUGGAGGCCCUUGGUUAUUUAAAUCUUGGAUUAUUUGUGAUAGUAAUCACAAAUUUUUGGCUAAUUUUUAACCUGAGGUUUUGUUUUUUUUUUAAAGGAAAUGCAGCCUAGUCUUGAGAACAUAAUUUUAUAUAAUCAAUUACUAAAUGUUAAACUAUUACCACACAGCCCAUAAAACAGCAUUUGCGUUUAUUGAGAGAGAGGAUGUGCCAUCAUGAUUAAUGAAAACUAUCUUUUGAGUUUGAAAAGAAAUUAAUUUGCAGUGUUUGGAUUGUAUAUAUGGUGCUAAAAAUAAAUUAAUUUACUUUAUAAACCUUAUCUGUACAUUAUACGAUGUGAUGAAAUUUGCUUUUUAUCCAAAUAUUUUGUAUCUUGUAAAUAUGGCUAAUUAUAGGAAUGCCUAUAAUACAUCUUAGAUUCCUUAUAUCUAAUAAGAGUUCAAAGAGUUAUGAGUUGAAGUCUUGAAUGCAGGAAACUAUCUGAUAGUGUUCUAAAAUUUGGUUACUUGGGUUUGGAUACCCUUAGUGGGAUGAUGUAAAUAGAGGCUAGCUACCUAGGCUUGUCUAUAGCAACCAUAAUGUUGAUGUAAGUAAUGCGGUUACUGAAUCAUAAGAAAAUGCCAUCUCUUUUUAGUUGAAGGAAAACUCUGGAAGUAGGUGCCAUUGGUCAUUCUGCAGUGCACUGCAACCAUUGUUUCCCCUAGUGCCCUCUUUUCCCUAGGGCAUUGCUCUCCUAUUCCCACGCCUUAACACAGCUCUAUACCUAGAAGCAGCCAGCCCAGGCAUGCAGUCACAUUUAAUCACAUCCCCCUUCUAGAGUGCUUCAAAAUGAUGUAGUCCCUCAACUUGGCUAAAGAAUCUCAAUCUCUUGAAAUUUAUUUUUUUAAUGUCAUAUUCAUCUGGUAAAUAUCUACUGUUUGCCAGGCAUUUAAGAAUAUGGCAAAGAACAUAAAAGAUGGUGUCACCAGAUUUUGGUCACCAAUGAGUACCCGACCCGUUGCCAUGAUUAAGAGAGAAUGCUUUCUAUUGGAGUUUCAGGAAAUAUAAUUUGAGAAUACUUUAAAGGGAAGUGGAAGUAUAAGUGAAUGAUAUUUUUCUUUUACAUGUAAACAAUGAAGUUAUUUCAAAGUUAAGUUUUAAACAAAAUACAUGAAGUAGUGUCUGCCAUACAUGUUAAUAUUCUACAUUCUUGCUUCCUUAAAUUAAUAUGUUUGUGUGUAUAUAUGUGCCUCACACCUGAAUUGAAAAUUAAAGACUGGUUUAAAAGUGGUUUAAAAGUGACAUUUAAUGUUUCUCCAUUACGUUUGGGGUAACCAGCCUAAGUGGAAUCUUGGAAGGAAAGUAAGGGAAAAACUUGUAUUUGCCUUCAAUGAAUUAAACCAGUGAUAUGUGUUAACGUAUGAAUGAAAGGAUUGAUGGUGAUUUUAUAAUUAUAUAUAUUGCCGCAGUAACCAGUUAAUAAAUUGAUAGCUACCAUUUA
Homo sapiens (human) is the source of this 7393-nucleotide messenger RNA. RefSeq lists its product as uncharacterized. NCBI's taxonomy places the organism in Eukaryota, Metazoa, Chordata, Mammalia, Primates, Hominidae. The coding region runs from base 202 to 336 and encodes 44 amino acids. The record is from RefSeq and is marked validated. The transcript has 2 exons.